GCCCCUCCGUCACGUGACCGCCUCUUCCUCCCCGAAGCCAUCAUUGAAGAGCGACGCUGCAACUCUUCCUCUCUCUCUCUCCCCGUUCCAUGAAGAUUCAUCUCCAAAAUGCUUUUUUGAACAAUCCGCCGCUUUUUAGCCACGCACGACACGCCAGUUUUUAGGCCGAAGGGUCCUGCAACUUUUUCUGAAAGGGAAAGACAAUCUAAGUCUCUCAUCAUGGCAGAAAACAACUUCCCUCCGCUGCCUGGAUUCUUCCCCCUCAGGCCUUGCUUCUACCAGGACUUCAACGAGAUCCCAGACCAGCGCCGCUCUAUGUGCAAGCGCAUCUACUACUUGUGGAUCUUGAACAGUGCCACGCUGGCUGUUAACCUGAUUGGCUGCCUGGCGUGGAUGUGUGGUGGAGGCGGAGCCACCAACUUCGGGAUGGCCUUCCUGUGGCUGAUCCUCUUCACGCCUUGCUCCUACGUGUGUUGGUUCCGGCCGAUCUACAAAGCCUUCAAGACCGACAGCUCCUUCAACUUCAUGGCCUUCUUCUUCGUCUUCAUGGCUCAGGUUGUGAUCAGUAUUAUCCAGAGCGUGGGCAUUCCUGGUUGGGGGGUGUGCGGCUGGCUGGCGACCAUCACCUUCUUCAGCAGCAACAUCGGCUCGGCGGUGGUGAUGCUGAUCCCGACCAUCAUGUUCACCGUUGUGGCGGUGCUGUCCUUCAUCGCCCUGUCCAAGGUGCACAAGCUGUACCGCGGCAGCGGCGGCAGCCUGGGGAAGGCGCAGGAGGAGUGGACCUCGGGGGCCUGGAAGAACCCUCAUGUGCAGCAGGCGGCCAUGAGCGCCGCCCAGGGAGCCGUGCAGCAGAACCAGUACUCUGCGGCGCCCACCUACAACUACGACGAGCCCAUGUAGGACGGCGGCGCUGGACGACACACUUGAUGAUUGGGUGUCACCCGGGAGGAGGAGAAGUGUCCCGUGAAAAUCUGUCCAUCCAUUGUAGUUCCGCGUGGAGUCAAGUAGCAACACUGGUGUUUCAUAUCCAUCCAAAACUUACAUAACCUUCUUUUAUUUAUUUGCCCUGAACUUAAUAGGAUCUCAAGUAUUACAACAUCUUGUUUUUGAUGGACUGCAACUUUUAUUAGUAGAUGGCACAAUACAUUAUAUAUUCCCUACAAUUGACCACUAAAUGCUAACACCCCAAUAAGUUUGUCAACUUCUUUAAGUCGGGGUCCACCUUCAUCAAUUCAUGGUACAAAUAUAUACUAUCAGCAUAAUACAGUCAUCACUCGGUUUCAUCAUCUGAGUACAAACCGUGUUUCCAUAUGAGUUGGGAAAUUGUGUUGGAUGUAAAUAUAAACAGAAUACAAUGAUUUGCAAAUCCUUUUCAAGCCAUAUUCAGUUGAAUAUGCUACAAAGACAACAUAUUUGAUGUUCAAACUGAUAAACCUUCUUUUUGCAAAUAAUCAUUAACUUUGGAAUUUGAUGCCAGCAACACGUGACAAAGAAGUUGGGAAAGGUGGCAAUAAAUACUGAUAAAGUUGAGGAAUGCUCAUCAAACACUUAUUUGGAACAUCCCACAGGUGUGCAGGCUAAUUGGGAACAGGUGGGUGCCAUGAUUGGCUAUAAAAACAGCUUCCAUGAAAUGCUAAGUCAUUCACAAACAAGGAUGGGGUGAGGGUCACCACUUUGUAAGCAAAUAGUCAAACAGUUUUAGAACAACAUUUCUCAACGAGCUAUUGCAAGGAAUUUAGGGAUUUUACCAUCUAUGGUCCGUAAAAUCAUCAAAAGGUUCAGAGAAUCUGGAGAAAUCACUGCACGCAAGCGAUGUUAUUACAGACUUUUGAUCCCUCAGGCGAUACUGCAUCAAAAACCGACAUCAGUGUGUAAAGGAUAUCACCACAUGGGCUCAGGAACACUUAAUAAACCACUGUCAGUAACUACAGUUGGUUGCUACAUCUGUAAGUGCAAGUUAAAACUCUACUAGGCAAAGCCAAACCCAUUUAUCAACAACAUCCAGAAACACCACCGGCUUGGCUGGGCCCGAGCUCAUCUAAGAUGGACUGAUGCAAAGAGGAAAAGUGUUCUGUGGUCUGAUGAGUCCACAUUUCAAAUUAUAUUUGGAAACAGAGGACUUGGUGUCCUCCAGAACAAAGAGGAAAAGAACCAUUCGUAUUGUUCUAGGCACAAAGUGUUAAAGCCAGCAUGUGUGAUGGUAUGGGGGUGUAUUAGUGUGUUGUAGUCAGCAUGUGUGAUGGUAUGGGGGUGUAUUAGUGUGUUGUAGUCAGCAUGUGUGAUGGUAUGGGGGUGUAUUAGUGUGUUGUAGUCAGCAUGUGUGAUGGUAUGGGGGUGUAUUAGUGUGUUGUAGUCAGCAUGUGUGAUGGUAUGGGGGUGUAUUAGUGCCCAAGGCAUGGGUAACUUACACAUCUGUGAAGGCACCAUUAAUGCUGAAUGGUCCAUACAAGGCAACACUAAAUGGUCCCUAGUGCGUGAAUGUUGUCUGUCUAUCUGUGCUGGCCCUGUGAUGAGGUGGCGACUUGUCCAGGGUGUACCCCGCCUUCAGCCCAAUUGUAGCUGAGAUAGGUGCCAGUGCCCCCCGCGACACCAAAUGGGAAUAAAGGGUAAAAAAAUGGAUGGGUCCAUGCAGGUUUUGGAGCAACAUAUGUUGUCAUCCAAGCAACGUUAUCAUGGACGCCCCUGCUUAUUUCAGCAAGACAAUGCCAAGUCAUGUGUUACAACAGUGUGGCUUCGUAGUCAAAGAGUAUGGGUACUUUCCUGGCCCGUCUGCAGUCCAGACCUGACUCCAAUGGAAAAUGUGUGGCGCAUUAUGAAGCGUAAAAUAGGACAGCGGAGACCCCGGACUGUUGAAGGACUGAAGCUCUACAUAAAACAAGAAUGGGAAAGAAUUCCACUUUCAAAGCUUCAACAAUUAGUUUCCUCAGUUCCCAAACGUUUAUUGAGUGUUGUUAAAAGAAAAGGUGAUGUAACACAGUGGUGAACAUGCCCUUUCCCAACUACUUUGGCACCUGUUGCAGCCAUGAAAUUCUAAGUUAAUAAUUAUUUGCAAAAAACUAAAGUUUAUGAGUUUGAACAUCAAAUAUGUUGUCUUUGUAGCAUAUUCAACUGAAUAUGGCUUGAAAAGGAUUUGCAAAUCAUUGUAUUCUGUUUAUAUUUACAUCUAACACAAUUUCCCAACUCACGCAAAAGGGGUUUGUAUAUAUAUUGAAUUAUUGACAUUAUUUACCCCUAAAGGGACAAGUGGUAGAAAAUGGAUGGAUGGACAAUACUUUACAUUAUUUACAAUCCAUCUUCAAGCAAAAAUGGCAACACAAUACUGCGCACGUUCUUCCACAAAUACACGUUAUUACAGUACUAACUCAUGUCAACUCUACACAGUAUUGACCCGAAUAUAAGACGGUUUUUGUUUCUUCAAAAGCUCAGGUGGUUUAGAAGCACACAUAUGGAGAGUGCUGAGAGUCUUUCUUCAUUUAUAUAUAUAUAUAUAUAUAUAUAUGUAUAUAUAUAUAUAUAUAUAUAUAUAUAUGUAUAUAUAUAUACGUAUAUAUAUGUAUAUAUACAUGUGUGUUUUAGGUCAGGAAAAAACACAGAGGCUAUAUCAUCCAUACAAGCCUGUUUCACAGGUUUCCCUGCUCGUCAGGGAAUUUUAUUGAAGUGUCUGUAGUUGUUACGUACAUGUAUAUAUGUAUGUAUGGGUUACACAACAUGUACACAAUAUAAUGUACCCUAUAUAUACAUACAUACAUAUCCAUAUCUAUGUAUGUACACACACAUAUAUUUAUAUACAUAUGUUUGUAUGUAUAUAUAUGUAUGUAUGUGUAUAUAUACAGAGAGAUGUAUAUAUAUAUAUAUAUAUAUACAGUAUAUGUAUAUAUAAAUAUAUAUAUAGAGAUAUAGACACACACACAUUUUUUUUUCUCUAAAUUUGGCCCUCAGGAGUCAAAUUGCCCAGCCCUGCUCUUGAGGCACGGACAAGGAGUGCUAAUUUGUUGUCAAACGUCCCAGAGAUCAUAGCAUCAAUAUUUAGCCAAAAUGUUGAUCUUUGUCUGAUGAUUUGUUUUUAUGCUCUGUGCGGAGGAACCUCUCCUCUCUCUGUUCUUCUUUUUGUGUUUACUGCGUCUGUUAUCAGGUUGAAGUAGGUCUAUAUCUCCGUGUUGCAGGCCCCUGGGUGUGUCGGGCCCAGACAUUAUGUGGGUUUUAAGUGGGUCUAUAUCUCCAUGUUGCAGGCCCCUGGGUGUGUCGGGCCCAGACAUUAUGUGGGUUUUAAGUGGGUCUAUAUCUCCAUGUUGCAGGCCCCUGGGUGUGUCAGGCCCAGACAUUAUGUGGGUUAUAAGUGGGUCUAUAUUUCCAUGUUGUAGGCCCAGACAUUAUGUGGGUUUUAAGUGGGUCUAUAUCUCCGUGUUGCAGGCCCCUGGGUGUGUCAGGCCCAGACAUUAUGUGGGUUAUAAGUGGGUCUAUAUUUCCAUGUUGUAGGCCCAGACAUUAUGUGGGUUUUAAGUGGGUCUAUAUUUCCAUGUUGCAGGCCCCUGGGUGUGUCAGGCCCAGACAUUAUGUGGGUUAUAAGUGGGUCUAUAUCUCCAUGUUGCAGGCCCCUGGGUGUGUCAGGCCCAGACAUUAUGUGGGUUUUAAGUGGGUCUAUAUCUCCAUGUUGCAGGCCCCUGGGUGUGUCAGGCCCAGACAUUAUGUGGGUUAUAAGUGGGUCUAUAUCUCCAUGUUGCAGGCCCCUGGGUGUGUCAGGCCCAGACAUUAUGUGGGUUAUAAGUGGGUCUAUAUUUCCAUGUUGUAGGCCCAGACAUUAUGUGGGUUUUAAGUGGGUCUAUAUCUCCGUGUUGCAGGCCCCUGGGUGUGUCAGGCCCAGACAUUAUGUGGGUUAUAAGUGGGUCUAUAUUUCCAUGUUGUAGGCCCAGACAUUAUGUGGGUUUUAAGUGGGUCUAUAUUUCCAUGUUGCAGGCCCCUGGGUGUGUCAGGCCCAGACAUUAUGUGGGUUAUAAGUGGGUCUAUAUCUCCAUGUUGCAGGCCCCUGGGUGUGUCAGGCCCAGACAUUAUGUGGGUUUUAAGUGGGUCUAUAUCUCCAUGUUGCAGGCCCCUGGGUGUGUCAGGCCCAGACAUUAUGUGGGUUAUAAGUGGGUCUAUAUCUCCAUGUUGCAGGCCCCUGGGUGUGUCAGGCCCAGACAUUAUGUGGGUUAUAAGUGGGUCUAUAUUUCCAUGUUGUAGGCCCAGACAUUAUGUGGGUUUUAAGUGGGUCUAUAUUUCCAUGUUGCAGGCCCCUGGGUGUGUCAGGCCCAGACAUUAUGUGGGUUAUAAGUGGGUCUAUAUCUCCAUGUUGCAGGCCCCUGGGUGUGUCAGGCCCAGACAUUAUGUGGGUUAUAAGUGGGUCUAUAUUUCCAUGUUGUAGGCCCAGACAUUAUGUGGGUUUUAAGUGGGUCUAUAUUUCCAUGUUGCAGGCCCCUGGGUGUGUCAGGCCCAGACAUUAUGUGGGUUAUAAGUGGGUCUAUAUCUCCAUGUUGCAGGCCCCUGGGUGUGUCAGGCCCAGACAUUAUGUGGGUUUUAAGUGGGUCUAUAUCUCCAUGUUGCAGGCCCCUGGGUGUGUCAGGCCCAGACAUUAUGUGGGUUAUAAGUGGGUCUAUAUCUCCAUGUUGCAGGCCCCUGGGUGUGUCAGGCCCAGACAUUAUGUGGGUUUUAAGUGGGUCUAUAUUUCCAUGUUGUAGGCCCAGACAUUAUGUGGGUUUUAAGUGGGUCUAUAUCUCCGUGUUGCAGGCCCCUGGGUGUGUCAGGCCCAGACAUUAUGUGGGUUAUAAGUGGGUCUAUAUUUCCAUGUUGUAGGCCCAGACAUUAUGUGGGUUUUAAGUGGGUCUAUAUUUCCAUGUUGCAGGCCCCUGGGUGUGUCAGGCCCAGACAUUAUGUGGGUUAUAAGUGGGUCUAUAUCUCCAUGUUGCAGGCCCCUGGGUGUGUCAGGCCCAGACAUUAUGUGGGUUUUAAGUGGGUCUAUAUCUCCAUGUUGCAGGCCCCUGGGUGUGUCAGGCCCAGACAUUAUGUGGGUUAUAAGUGGGUCUAUAUUUCCAUGUUGUAGGCCCAGACAUUAUGUGGGUUUUAAGUGGGUCUAUAUUUCCAUGUUGCAGGCCCCUGGGUGUGUCAGGCCCAGACAUUAUGUGGGUUAUAAGUGGGUCUAUAUCUCCAUGUUGCAGGCCCCUGGGUGUGUCAGGCCCAGACAUUAUGUGGGUUAUAAGUGGGUCUAUAUUUCCAUGUUGCAGGCCCCUGGGUGUGUCAGGCCCAGACAUUAUGUGGGUUUUAAGUGGGUCUAUAUUUCCAUGUUGCAGGCCCCUGGGUGUGUCAGGCCCAGACAUUAUGUGGGUUAUAAGUGGGUCUAUAUUUCCAUGUUGUAGGCCCAGACAUUAUGUGGGUUUUAAGUGGGUCUGUAUUUCCAUGUUGCAGGCCCCUGGGUGUGUCAGGCCCAGACAUUAUGUGGGUUAUAAGUGGGUCUAUAUUUCUGUGUGUCAGGCCCAGACAUUAUGUGGGUUUUAAGUGGGUCUAUAUUUCCAUGUUGCAGGCCCCUGGGUGUGUCGGACCCAGACAUUAUGUGGGUUAUAAGUGGGUCUAUAUUUCCAUGUUGUAGGCCCAGACAUUAUGUGGGUUUUAAGUGGGUCUAUAUUUCCAUGUUGCAGGCCCCUGGGUGUGUCAGGCCCAGACAUUAUGUGGGUUAUAAGUGGGUCUAUAUUUCCAUGUUGUAGGCCCAGACAUUAUGUGGGUUUUAAGUGGGUCUAUAUUUCCAUGUUGCAGGCCCCUGUGUGUGUCAGGCCCAGACAUUAUGUGGGUUAUAAGUGGGUCUAUAUUUCCAUGUUGUAGGCCCAGACAUUAUGUGGGUUUUAAGUGGGUCUAUAUUUCCAUGUUGCAGGCCCCUGGGUGUGUCAGGCCCAGACAUUAUGUGGGUUAUAAGUGGGUCUAUAUUUCUGUGUGUCAGGCCCAGACAUUAUGUGGGUUUUAAGUGGGUCUAUAUUUCCAUGUUGCAGGCCCCUGGGUGUGUCGGACCCAGACAUUAUGUGGGUUAUACGUGGGUCUAUAUUUCUGUGUCAGGCCCAGACAUUAUGUGGGUUUUAAGUGGGCCUAUAUUUCCAUGUUGCAGGCCCCUGGGUGUGUCGGACCCAGACAUUAUGUGGGUUAUAAGUGGGUCUAUAUUUCCAUGUUGUAGGCCCAGACAUUAUGUGGGUUUUAAGUGGGUCUAUAUUUCCAUGUUGCAGGCCCCUGGGUGUGUCAGGCCCAGACAUUAUGUGGGUUAUAAGUGGGUCUAUAUCUCCAUGUUGCAGGCCCCUGGGUGUGUCAGGCCCAGACAUUAAGUGGGUUUUAAGUGGGUCUAUAUUUCCAUGUUGCAGGCCCCUGGGUGUGUCGGACCCAGACAUUAUGUGGGUUAUACGUGGGUCUAUAUUUCUGUGUGUCAGGCCCAGACAUUAUGUGGGUUUUAAGUGGGUCUAUAUUUCCAUGUUGCAGGCCCCUGGGUGUGUCAGGCCCAGACUUUAUGUGGGUUAUAAGUGGGUCUAUAUUUCCAUGUUGUAGGCCCAGACAUUAUGUGGGUUUUAAGUGGGUCUAUAUUUCCAUGUUGCAGGCCCCUGGGUGUGUCAGGCCCAGACAUUAUGUGGGUUAUAAGUGGGUCUAUAUUUCCAUGUUGCAGGCCCAGACAUUAUGUGGGUUUUAAGUGGGUCUAUAUUUCCAUGUUGCAGGCCCCUGGGUGUGUCAGGCCCAGACAUUAUGUGGGUUAUAAGUGGGUCUAUAUUUCCAUGUUGCAGGCCCCUGGGUGUGUCAGGCCCAGACAUUAUGUGGGUUAUACGUGGGUCUAUAUCUCCAUGUUGCAGGCCCCUGGGUGUGUCAGGCCCAGACAUUAUGUGGGUUUUAAGUGGGUCUAUAUCUCCAUGUUGCAGGCCCCUGGGUGUGUCAGGCCCAGACAUUAUGUGGGUUAUACGUGGGUCUAUAUUUCUGUGUGUCAGGCCCAGGCAUUAUGUGGGUUUUAAGUGGGUCUAUAUUUCUGUGUGUCAGGCCCAGACAUUAUGUGGGUUUUAAGUGGGUCUAUAUUUCCAUGUUGCAGGCCCCUGGGUGUGUCAGGCCCAGACUUUAUGUGGGUUAUAAGUGGGUCUACAUUUCCAUGUUGUAGGCCCAGACAUUAUGUGGGUUUUAAGUGGGUCUAUAUUUCCAUGUUGCAGGCCCCUGGGUGUGUCGGACCCAGACAUUAUGUGGGUUAUACGUGGGUCUAUAUUUCUGUGUGUCAGGCCCAGGCAUUAUGUGGGUUUUAAGUGGGUCUAUAUUUCCAUGUUGCAGGCCCCUGGGUGUGUCGGACCCAGACAUUAUGUGGGUUAUACGUGGGUCUAUAUUUCUGUGUGUCAGGCCCAGGCAUUAUGUGGGUUUUAAGUGGGUCUAUAUUUCCAUGUUGCAGGCCCCUGGGUGUGUCAGGCCCAGACAUUAUGUGGGUUAUACGUGGGUCUAUAUUUCUGUGUGUCAGGCCCAGGCAUUAUGUGGGUUUUAAGUGGGUCUAUAUUUCCAUGUUGCAGGCCCCUGGGUGUGUCAGGCCCAGACAUUAUGUGGGUUAUACGUGGGUCUAUAUUUCUGUGUGUCAGGCCCAGACAUUAUGUGGGUUUUAAGUGGGUCUAUAUUUCCAUGUUGCAGGCCCCUGGGUGUGUCGGACCCAGACAUUAUGUGGGUUAUACGUGGGUCUAUAUUUCUGUGUGUCAGGCCCAGGCAUUAUGUGGGUUUUAAGUGGGUCUAUAUUUCCAUGUUGCAGGCCCCUGGGUGUGUCAGGCCCAGACAUUAUGUGGGUUAUAAGUGGGUCUAUAUUUCCAUGUUGCAGGCCCAGACAUUAUGUGGGUUAUAAGUGGGUCUAUAUUUCUGUGUGUCAGGCCCAGACAUUAUGUGGGUUAUAAGUGGGUCUAUAUUUCCAUGUUGCAGGCCCCUGGGUGUGUCAGGCCCAGACAUUAUGUCCUCCUUGCAGCCUGAGGUAAAAACUCCUUUUACUGGGCUUUGAAAGUCCCGAGGUGUGCUGCAGUUUUAUCGGGGAAACAUUUAAAGUCAGUGUUGUGAAGGAGUAAGAAGUGGAUGUUGUAGAACAGUGUUGUGGUUUUACUUUCUCCUCGAGUAAAGACUGGAAAGACUCCCUUCCCUCCACCUUUCCCGGUCCUUACGUGUUCUCCCACCAAGUGUGGAUAAUAUGAAGAAAAUACAAUGUGAGCUUCAAGCAAAAGUGUGCAUUUGUGUGUGGUUGUGUCCGUGGGAGGUGGAUUGUGUAGAAGAUGACAGCAGCCACACAAUGUUGGACUUGACAGAAACAUAGAGAAAUCUGUAAGGGAGUGCUUGUUAUUGUGAGUUGUGUUGUCUGACUGUGAUGCCGUGUUCAUCUAUUUGCAGAUUCUGUACUUCAUCUUUCACUUGCUCUUUGUGUCCAUCUCUUCUGCUUGAGCACAUGUACUUUGGACUUUUUCCUCCCAUUUUUUUUUGGUAUUAUUUCAUUAAGAAUUUUAGGACCAUUCUACAAAAUCGGUGCAAUUUGCCUGUUGUAACUCACAAUAAAUGAAAUGUUCUGUCUUUUUUUUAAA
Nerophis ophidion (straightnose pipefish) is the source of this 9575-nucleotide messenger RNA. RefSeq names its product secretory carrier-associated membrane protein 5. Bases 220 to 900 code for a protein of 226 amino acids. The record is from RefSeq and is a predicted model, not a curated record. NCBI's taxonomy places the organism in Eukaryota, Metazoa, Chordata, Actinopteri, Syngnathiformes, Syngnathidae. Gene Ontology annotation, cellular component: recycling endosome membrane; trans-Golgi network membrane. Gene Ontology annotation, biological process: protein transport. The transcript has 7 exons.